AGCCAUGUACAUUGCGCAUGCACAAUGUGCAAAAGUGAAUCAGGGAAGAAAGGUGGAAGAUUUUCGCUAAAAUCGAUGACAUUUUCGAAUGCGAGAAACGGUCUGACGAAAGCUGCCGUGGCAAAAGAACCGCCAAUGGGAUCGCGACCAUUUUCCGUUUUUCGACGCCGUUCGAUGAGUCAUUUGAUUGGAAAGCGAAGGACGAGGAGAGGUCUGCUUUACACGCUGUCCAGAAUUAUUAGAACGCGACGCUUCAGUUCGAAAGAAUUUGUUUACUGCAGAAUUCGACCGGCGAUGGCAUCAGAAAGGAACGACGCCUGUGAUCCAAGCGACGUUAUUUUGCAGGAAAAUUCGGAUGCCGAGACGCAAUGUGAACAUAAAUUGAGCAAAAAACCAAAGAGAGUGUUGCAAUUUUCGGAUGGUGUAAUGGAGGAAUAUUCAUCAGAAGAUGAGGUUGAUGCACCAAAGAAUAAUAAGACUAUGUCGCAUAUAGAUACUAAAAAUAUGAAUUGGUUACCAUGGGCAUGGUAUCAAACCACAUCGCUAAGUUCUAAAAUGUUAGACGGUUGUGAUUACAUCGGGGAAUGCCUGGCCAAUUUCUUUGGCAUAACAGCGCCCAAGUAUCAGUUCGAGAUCAAUGAGUUUUAUAGGCUACAAGCACUUGAAAGAGAAAUGUUUCGUAAGCAAGAUUUGGAAAUGGGUGGAUGGAGUGAACAAAAGAGGAACAAUCUCAUAGCGAGUAGUGAUACUAUAUUGGUAAAUGAAUAUAAGUAAGCACAUUAAGCGUGGAUUUUAUAUUGAGAAACAUGUUACAAAUGUCUAGUGUAUAUUUUAGAAUACGCUUAGAACAUUGCCUAUUGGUAGCUUUAAUUGACAAAGAUUUGUUUUGUGUUCAAAUUCUAAAUUCUCUAGCAAAUUCACAAAUGGAAAUAAUAGUUGAUUGAAUGGUUUUAGCUAUUUUUCUAUGCAAUAUUAAAGUUUUUUAAA
This is a messenger RNA of Pogonomyrmex barbatus (red harvester ant), 987 nucleotides long. RefSeq lists its product as uncharacterized. The record is from RefSeq and is a predicted model, not a curated record. Lineage: Eukaryota; Metazoa; Arthropoda; Insecta; Hymenoptera; Formicidae.